UGUCUCCGCCCAUUUCUCUGGAGGUGACGGUGUAAAGGCUGAGAGCAUCCCCUGCUCACCGCACCCUUCCUUCACUGCUGCCCAUCAGUCGGAACGCUCAUCAGCUCCACUCUCACUGAAGGUCUCUUAAGGUCCUGUUUUUUUGUUCUGGCGAAUAAAAAGGCACUGACUGGUCUAUGGAAAGAGCGAGAAGGUUUCCGCCGAGCGCAGACAUGGGCCGCAGCUGUUUCGCUGGGAAUCCGUCGCUGCCUUAGCUGACUGCUCCCACACGACAUCAUGGCCAAACAGUAUGAUGUGCUGUUCAGACUCCUGCUGCUGGGGGACUCCGGCGUGGGCAAAACCUGCCUCUUAUGCAGAUUUACGGACAAUGAGUUUCAUCCUUCGCACAUUUCCACCAUCGGGGUGGACUUUAAAAUGAAGACGUUAGAGAUAGAUGGCAUUAAAGUGAGAAUACAGAUAUGGGACACAGCAGGUCAGGAGAGAUAUCAGACCAUCACUAAACAAUACUACAGACGAGCACAGGGAAUCUUUCUGGUGUAUGACAUCACGAGUGAGCGCUCCUUUCAGCACAUCAUGAAAUGGGCCAGUGAUGUAGAUGAGUAUGCUCCUGACAAAGUCCAGAAGAUUCUUGUUGGGAAUAAAUCUGACGAGGAACAGAAGAGGCAAGUGGCCACAGCGCAGGGCAACAAGCUUGCUAAAGCCUAUGGAAUGGACUUUUUUGAGACAAGUGCCUUUACCAAUCACAACAUUACAGAGUCUUUUACCCGAUUGGCUGAGCUGGUUUUGCAAGCCAAUAAAAAGGACCUUGAUGUCCUGCGGGUCUCCAUCAACGACAAGCUCAAUCUUGCAGCCCUUGAAGAGGAGGAGGGCGUGUGUGACAGCAGCAGCGACGCCCAAAAGACCUGCUGGUGCUGAGGACUGGACUAGAUGUCGCGUUAGCACAUUUUCUUUUCAAACUGACCUUGUAUUCCUGUUGAACGUUUUGUUCCAGUGCCACCACUGCUGAAUUUCAUUGUUAGGCUGAGUUUGGUGCCUUCCUUUUCAUCACUUCUGUAAUGAAUGAAGACCGACUUGUAGGCCUCUGAGGUCAUGCCUCGUUUCGUUGUUGGCAGCCUGCCAAAAUAAGGACUCUAUCUAUGCUAUUAGUGACAAAGGGAAAAAUAAAUGGCAUUUUUGAAAAUCAACACCCUGUGGUAAAGAAAAAGUAUUAAAACCUAUUACAUUUUGUCCUAUGUACAUUUUUCUUCUAUUUGUCACUGAGGUCUUUAAGCAUUUGAAAUGCGAAUAUAACUACAUGCAUGCAUCACGCAAGCAACAUUUAUUCGCGUUUAAUUGACGUUGCUCGUGUGGAGAAUUUGAUCACUAUUGUAUAACACCUGCUACUAAAAUUGUAGGCUACUACUGCCACAGUGACUUUUCUCUGAUUUGUCAAACGUUCUGCCUGAUUACAUCAUCCAGAGUGGUUUGAUGUGUAAUGCUCCAUACUUGAGAAUCAUACGGCGUCUCAACUGUACACAGUGGUAGGAGCCAGAUGUGAAGUCUAAGUGCAGAAGUGUAAAUGCCUCGAAAUGUAACCUCACAGAAGUGUAUUACAGAAAAUAGUUACAAAUAUUCUGCCUGAAGCCUGAGACAUUGUUUUAUGGUAGUGUUGAGACUAACAUUUUGCCCUAAAACAUAUUUUCUGAAUCUGUUCAUGUUGGAGUGGUGCAUGCAGGAUGUUCUAAGGCAAAAUAGGCCCCUAAGAAAACCUGUUUUUUCAGAUUUACCACUUUUUUUAACCAUUAUCAACAGGACAUAUGAAACUCUUAAGACAUGUAUAGGUUGACUGGUAGUUUUGGAUAGUAAAUACUUUGUAUUUGUGUUGUAGAAAUUGCAGUCCCUGGUGCCUAUCACCACCACUGUAAGUACAAAAAAACAUUGUUGCUCUACAAUGAACCCUUUCACAUCAAACCACUCUGAAUGACUUUGUUUACAUCAGUAUUAUGUAGGAAAUAUGAAAAACUGGUGAAACUGCUCUUUAACUACCACAUCAUGUAAAGCUUCUGUAAAGCCAUGUAAAGUACUGGUUUGGGGUAUUUGUGUCAGGUUGUCAGUCUACUGAUAUCAGUUAAAUAAGCAGAAGUGUUUGUAUCGUGUAUAUAAAACUUAAUGACCUUUUAAUUGAAAGGCACUCAAGAGAUAAGUGGAGGGAAAAUGUUCAUAAGACAAAACGUACAGGAUCUGAAACUCAAUGGGCCUCAUUCACCAGCUGUUCUGACGAAGAAAUUUCUCACGCAGUUUUCAUGAAGAUUCUGUCAUUGUCAGAAACUAAUUUAAGAAAAAUCUUUGGAAGAUUUCGGUGAAUGGGGCCCAAUGUUUUUCCACAGAGCUGGAAACGACGGGGAGGUUUUCGAAAAAGCCAUCAAAUUUUCCUCAUAUACGAACAUGGUUUUGACCCAGGCCUUGUUUGGAUGCUAGUGAUUUACAAAAUGAUGCUGCAUCCUCAGUCUCUUAGGCUUUCCUUAAUCAAGUCUAAAAGCUUUCUGUUUGCACCUAUCGCCUUUUCCACUAGAUGGCACCGUCUGCGCUCAGUUUGAUUUGUAAAGCAAAUGUCUUGAACCCCACAAUGCAGCAGCACUCUCAGUGGUGCCACCACGAUCCAUCCAUUUGAAUCCAUUGGGUUGAUUGUUGUUUUUUUGAGAAAUAUUGACAGUGAUUGAUUAAAGACAUUGAAAGACACUUCUAAUGGUAAAUUGUCUCAAAUAUGGCUGUGGAAGAGAAUAUUUCAUAGUGAUUUUUUUUUUAAAAGUCCUGCUUUGCAUGACCUGUCUUAAUCAGGAAUACAGGUUUUCUGCAGCUUUCCCAGUACGAGGCCACAGCAUGAAGAAUGUGCUGAUUUCUUUGGCUAAUAAAAUGGAAAACCUUGAGUCAUAGACCUACAGGAUUGUUUUGCUGUAAACUGUGUUUGAUAUCCCCCAAAAGCCCCAGGGAACCUCACUCCAUGUUUUCCUUCUAAGUAGGUUCAUUUUGCUGUUGUAGGCACAUAAUGUAUAUGUACAAAGUAUGUGAAUAACGAAUGGUGUAAACAAGAUGGUCUAAAUCUUGGGUAAAUUUUACACACGCACAUCUUGAACACAGCCACAUUCUCUCCCACCAUUCAGCAGUUUAGUUCUUAAGCUGUUAUGUAUUAUAUUUCUCAUUAUAUUUAUAUGUUUUGUUUGUUUUAUUCACAAUUUGCUGGAUGUUUAAUAUAACAAUCAGUUUUAGUUUCAUACAAACAUUUUUAAUAUUUUACAUUGUGUUCCCUGGGACUUUAAAGUUCCUUCCAAACUGAAGUGUACAAUAAACUGGAAAAUGUACAAUAUUCUAAUUAAUUAUCUAAUGUUGGAUUUUUACACAUUUCUCACAAAAGGAAGCAGGCCAAAUAAUAUUUCUCACUUUUCGAGCUGAAUGACACGUCCCCAUGUGAAAGCAACAUGCACUAUCACUGGAAUUACUUUGAUGCAUCUCUAGAAACUGACUCAAUGUAACAUAUGCUCUUAUGAUGUGUGCAAGUGGUGUUAUGGUAUGUUGUAUUGAAUGAAUUAGUACACAGUAUAACAUGUAUGUCUGUGCUGUUUGUAACAUAUUUAAAUAUGAAAAGUGUCACCUUAAAAUAUGACAUAGUUCUUUAGACUUCUUAAGAUGCAUUAGUGAAUCUAUAUAUGUAUUAGGCCAAUUGUGAUUCUAUUGGAGGAGACAGUUGUUCAUGAAUAAAUAGAUACUCAUUAGAUAUUUUAA
Molecule: messenger RNA, 3759 nt
Organism: Pygocentrus nattereri (red-bellied piranha)
Lineage: Eukaryota; Metazoa; Chordata; Actinopteri; Characiformes; Serrasalmidae
Gene: rab15
Product: RAB15, member RAS oncogene family
Exons: 7
Coding region: 277-915 (212 amino acids)
Biological process (GO): Rab protein signal transduction
Molecular function (GO): GTP binding; GTPase activity
Source: RefSeq, a predicted model, not a curated record